ACCUGCAGCAGAAGGAGUUCAGUUGAGUAAGAGGAAGUAGUCACAGAGUUCCAUCUUUUCUUGUUUCAUUUAAGCCUUUUUUUUCCCUACUGUGAAUCCUUCUUGUGCAGCUAUUGAACAAGCCUCUGAUCAAAGAGCUCAAUACCGUUUGUAUCCCAGAUACAAUAUAAAUAUUGACAUUUUUUUUGUGAACUCACUCAACUCAAUUCGUUAACUUUAAAAGGAUAUUAAGUUAAAUUGAUCAUCAUUCGGUACUUUAUUUUCUUCCCGGAGUAUAUUUUUAAACCUGUUUCUUUAUAUAUCUAUGAAAGAGGAUGAAGGAUGAAGACAUCACCAGUGACACCGGUCACGUUGACCCUGCUCCAGAUCUCAUCCAUUCUUCUAUGGAUUCUAGUUGUUUGCCAGAUGACUCUCUCAUCUCCAAUGUUUGGCACGAAGACAGUAGCUCAAGCCAAGGAACUCCUGGAAUGAACAGUAGCACGUGGGGGGAUUUCGAAAGUUUUAGUGAAUUCACUCCACAAUCAGAGACCUUUUGUUACGUUGAAGAAGACUUAUCUGGAGAAUUACAAUGUAACGGCACUAGUCCAACUGCACAUUUCACAAAGACCUUCAAGGAUGAAGACUUAUCUGGACCUUUGGAAUGUGACACUGGAUUGGACAGACGUCUGUUAGAAGGGGAUACAAAAGAUUUUGAAAACAUUUUCAGGGACAGCUUCCCUGAGUUGCCAGUGGACCAAACUAACGACGAUGUUGAAAGUUUAGACCAACUUCUGUUUUCACCGAAGGAAACUUGUGUUGACAAAAAAGUAAUCCAGAGUCCGCUACGGCCUCCAUGGUUCAACUGGGAAAGAGUUGGUGAAAUGUCGGUUCCCACUCCAGGCUGCAAAUGGAUGACCUCGGAAGCUUGCAGUAACCUCCUAGAUGUACUUGGAAUUGAUGUCUCUAAGAAGCCUUUGGAAACUAAAGACCAAAUCACGGAUGAUCUCAUUGGUCAUAAAACUACUAAUGGUGGAACCACGCACACAGUGAACAAUAAGGCUCUUAUUAAGACCAAGCUACACGUGGCCCCAGAUUCUAAGGAUGGACACCUCUUCUCCUACCAUCUCUUUUUAAAGAAGUCACCGACUGAUCUCAAUUUACCUUUUCUCACAUUUUAUGGAAAAAAAAGCUUUUUCAAUACAAACAUUCUAAGCCUUGAUUUCUAGAUGUUUGGCUUAACAUAGUUCUGGCUUAUUUUUUUUUUUAUCUUUUUGGACUUAUUUAAACAUUUAGUUGUGUAUAUUAAAGUGCUUAAUUUAUUGCACUACACACUUUAACGUUACUGAACAAUAUGUUAGCUCUUCUAAAACACUACUAUUAAUAAGAUAGUGAUUUUACAUAAAAUGAAAAUGGCCACCUUGAAGUAUGUGAAAUUAACGGAUUAAACACUCCAAUAGCCAGGUGGGAUUUAAAAUAAAUAAAUACA
This is a messenger RNA of Pelobates fuscus (common spadefoot toad), 1465 nucleotides long. RefSeq names its product clathrin binding box of aftiphilin containing 1 (gene CLBA1). Lineage: Eukaryota; Metazoa; Chordata; Amphibia; Anura; Pelobatidae. The record is from RefSeq and is a predicted model, not a curated record. The transcript is spliced from 6 exons. The coding region runs from base 315 to 1205 and encodes 296 amino acids.